Molecule: messenger RNA, 1361 nt
Organism: Monopterus albus (swamp eel)
Lineage: Eukaryota; Metazoa; Chordata; Actinopteri; Synbranchiformes; Synbranchidae
Gene: ccdc169
Product: coiled-coil domain containing 169
Exons: 9
Coding region: 293-1075 (260 amino acids)
Source: RefSeq, a predicted model, not a curated record
UCCAUUCUAAUGAGAUAUUCUACGAUAAUCAUUUGGUCUUUACAGGCCAUUACUUGUGAACGGUGAAUUAAGCCCUCGGUUGGACUUUAAUAAGUGAAUUUUCAGGCCUAAUUACGUUUGCAGAAAUGUUAGUUUGUCGAGAAGAUGCUGUCAAAACCUCGACGUUUUACUUUUGAACUUCCCCCGAUUCGGCUCCAUUGUUGCCGACGCUGCUCGAACAAACCGGAAGUAGAGCUCUCCAUGGGAACCUCUAGGCACAAACCUCUUCAGUAGAUGUGAGUUUUUCACAAACAUGACUGGAGAUGGCGACUACAGCAAAUACGAUUUGGUGCACCUGCAGGCUGAACUGGAGCAAGAGAGGGAGAUGAAAGAAAUGCUUGAAGAGUCUGUGUCUGAUCUGAGGAGCACUAUGUGUGAACUGCAAGAAAGGCUGCGCAGUGUUGAUGGGGAGGAAAAUGAGUGGAAGACAAGGUAUGAGACACAGAUAGAGCUAAACAGACAGCUGGAAAGACAGAUCUCUCUCAUUCACGAGAGACUGGAGGACCUACAAGGCGACCCCGUGGAUCGAUUGGCUUCCAUCCGAGCUUACGAUGACAUGCCAGUGGAAACACUGAGACAGCGUCUGAGGCUCCUGACUGAAGAGAAGUCUGACCUCCAGAGUCAGCUGAUGGACUGUCAUCUCAGAGUUGAACAGGAGGGAAAGACAAGCAGCUUUAAAUUUUUCCAGGCAUUUCAUAAAACCAAUGACGAGAGGCGGGCAUUCCUUUCAGAAAUCACUAAGCUGUCCUCCACCAUUGAAGCCCAAAGAAGACAGUACUCCACUCAGCCACAGAGGGCGCCAGAGAGCAAACAGAGAAGCUCAGUGAGGCAGAACACUCAAAGAGGGAAGCAAGCCAGCAAGAAGGCAGAGGCUGAUUCUACAAAAGGGGAAGAGAGAGAAGAGGAUGGAGGAGAGGCGUAUGUAAAAGGAGGAGGAGGUGGUGGUGGAGCAACAACUGAGACAAAACUAGAGAAGAAAUCCCAAAGGGGAAGCAGGCUACCCAACUUAGAGCGCUACAUGAAAAACAAUCCCUAAACCAAACUUGGGGUUAUAGCCCUUUUUACAAUAAGGUAAUGUUCUCUUCUGGGUUUGCAGUAGAUACUUUCCAUAUCUACUUCUUAUACUUUCAUUGCCAGAAUGUACUUGUAUGUCCUUCAACUUUCUGUGGCUUUGUUCACAUUUCCCAAAGGCUGAUUGCUAGAAAACAUUGUGGUUCCUAUGUAAAUUUUCUACACAGUCAGUAUUGUAAUUCAGUGUUUAUUUUACAGUUGAUGGCAAAUACAGUGGUACACUGAUCUCAUGGUAUAAAAUGUUACAUUUA